This is a messenger RNA of Brassica rapa (field mustard), 2634 nucleotides long. RefSeq lists its product as uncharacterized. The record is from RefSeq and is a predicted model, not a curated record. Lineage: Eukaryota; Viridiplantae; Streptophyta; Magnoliopsida; Brassicales; Brassicaceae.
AUAGAUAUAUUUAUGUCUUAGAACUAAUCCAAAAAGAUGAUACUAAAAUAUUCGAAAUGAAAAGAAAAAGAUGAAUUUUGUCUUGAAUAAAAUUAAAAAAAAUGUUUACAUUUAUUCAAAUUCUAUAUAUAGUAAUUAUUUAUAAGUUAAUGGAGCUAUAUAUCAACUUAAAUUCUUUUAAAAAUUAUUAUCUUAUAAUUUUAUCGAAGAGUGUUAAAAUUUUUAACUUGAAAAAUUUAGAACCGUGAAUUUAUAAUAUUCUUCUAUUGUAUGUAAAAUCAUUUUUCGUAAUAUUAUAUGAUCAUGAAAAGAUUUGUGUUAAACAAGUUAUAUAUAUAUAUAUAUAUCUACGAGAUUUAACACGGAAAUUGUUUCUGAAAAUUAGUUUGGACUCCAAUUUGAAUGCUCUGACUGUAUAAAAAUAUAUUCAUACUAGAAACCAUAAUCUUUCUUGUGUUCAUAUACACAAUUUGAGACCUAAUGAAAAGUUGAGUAAGUUCGUCCCCAGAGUUCUAUCAACGUGUUGUCUUGCACAUUUGGAAAUAUUGGUUUCAGUGGGCCAAAACUCGUUAGGUUCUUCUAUAAGAUAAGAGGGGAUAUAUAACUUUCUGUCAUUAUAAUAAUUUUAAAACCACCGAUGACAACAGAAUCGAAACAAGAGGGGAAAACAAACAGCUAAAAUGAGUUUGUGGGCGACGGUUGUCUAACCAUUGGCUCUGUCUAUUUAUUAUCUUAUCCAGUCAUAUGUUCUGUGUUCCCCUCGUGGCACCUCCAAUUAUUAUUCAUCACAAAACCUUCAACUUUUUAAAAAUCGUUUUAUAUUUGGUCUGAAUAAUUCCCUUCCCCUCUUACCAGUUUAUACUACCACCAACACUCAAGAUUUAAUCACUUCUCCCGCAGCCAUUCAUGAUAAAGUUACCCAAUACAUUAUGUUGCAGUUUAACCCGUUUAUGUAACACUAAUUGUAGAAACAAACCAUUUCAUCUUAUGUCUAACCAAAAAAACAAAAAUCAUUUCAUAUAGCUGCAAAACGUUUUAAAUAGUUCAAAAACUUUCUUUCUAAACAUUUUUCAGUGGCAUGUAGUCAGUGAAACUAUUUUCUUUUAUUAAAAUUUAUCAUCAUUGUCAAAGUAUUCUUUUACAGAAACAUUUUAUUGUUAAACGACAUAUUAUAUCAUCUUCUAUCAAAUAUAUCAUAUCAAGUCCAAAUACAUAUACUAAUUAAGCUUUAAAAAAAUCUAAUAGCAAUACAAUAUGUAUAAACUUUUAAACAUAACUGUUUAAGUAUUAUAAUAUGCUAGAACUUAGAAGGCAAAAAGAACAUAAGAUUUUAUAAAGUGUACUAAUUUAUCUUUUUCAAAAAUCUUGUGUUAAAGGCACCAAGAGCUGGCCCUUUUGUGCCAAGUAUUACAACCAACCCAGCUUGUGAACCUAAAUCACUUUGAAAGAGAAGUUAUCUAUCUAUAUCACACACACACACACACAUACACAAAUCUAUCUUUCUCUUUCAAUCUGCUUACUAUCAAGGCAAGUUUCCAUUUCCUGCUCCUCUAACCAUAUCAAUUACAGCUAAAAAUAUCUCUUGUUUCCAAAAUCUUUUCACACAUUUUGGUUUCAUUUUCUUCAUCUGAUGUGAGAAUUUUGAGGUGACAAAAAUGAAGACUAUAAGUGGGUUAGGGAUAGGGUUGAGUUUGGUGUUUGGGUUGCUUCUCUUAGCACUUGUUGCAGAAAUCUUUUACCUUCUGAGAUGGAAGAAGAUCAUAAGCCAAGAGAGCCAAGAAGAAGAACAACAAGCUGGGUACGCUAAGGAACUUAUCCAGCUCUUCUGCUUCAAAAACCAUCAACCUUUACAUGCCAACAAUGGCGUAAGAGAAGCGGAAAUCUCGAGGACACAAGAUUUAGAGAUAGGGUUGAUGAAACACUUAGGUGGAGGAGAAGUAGGGUUUGAAGCAGAGCUCAUGAAGUUUCAUAACCAGAGGUUUCUCUUCACAAUCAUAGAAGAGACAAAAGCAGAUUUGGAAUCUGAUGAUGAGAAAUCAAGAAGUCUGAGUGAUUUUCCGGUUGGGGUUAAUGACUGUACUACCCCUGGUCUCACUCCUCUGGCUUCUCCUUGUACACUGAAGUCAUCUCCUUUGGAGUCUUACUCGCACCAUGGUUUCAAUCCUCUGUUCGAGACAGAGGGUGAGCUUGAGUUCAACAAGUUCUUCAGGUCGUCUUCUUCUUCGCCUCCGCCUAAGUUUAAGUUCAUGAGGGAUGCGGAAGAGAAGCUGAGGAGGAGAAUGGCUGAAGAAGCUAAAAGGAGAGAGGAGACAGAGGGUUCGUUUCUGAAGUUCUUGAAUCCUGAGAUGAUGAACAGAGAGAAGAAACAGAGUAGUCAAGAAUCUGAUGAGAGGGUGUCGUUUGCAGUUUCUUCUUCGUCAUCAGGUACAAAUCUUAGAACGUUGGACCGGAGAUCAACACUGGUUGUUUAGUGUUAGAACUCUCUUGCUCUACUCCUUAAUUUUUAUUUUUUGUUGAAAUUUGUAAAAAGAAUUUCAAUAUUAAUUGUGCGAAUUAUCUUUGUUUUCUCACAUUCUGAUUCUUUGUGAAUGAUUUCUUCUGUACGUAUCAAUCUGAAAAAGUUUGCAGGUGCUU